Molecule: messenger RNA, 1254 nt
Organism: Lagopus leucura (white-tailed ptarmigan)
Lineage: Eukaryota; Metazoa; Chordata; Aves; Galliformes; Phasianidae
Gene: POLR1C
Product: RNA polymerase I and III subunit C
Exons: 9
Coding region: 19-1059 (346 amino acids)
Biological process (GO): DNA-templated transcription
Cellular component (GO): RNA polymerase III complex; RNA polymerase I complex
Molecular function (GO): DNA binding; protein dimerization activity
Source: RefSeq, a predicted model, not a curated record
CUCCCGCUUCCGGCGGCGAUGGCGGCCAAGCGGAGCACGGACGAGAUGCGGGAGCGCGUGGUGCUGGGCGAGUUCGGCGUCCGCAACGUCCACACCACCGAUUUCCCCGGCAACUACCCCGGCUACGACGACGCGUGGGACCCGCGGCGCUUCGAGGAGGCGUUCCGCGUGGACGUGGUGCGGGAGGAGGACGGCCUGCUGGAGUUCGACAUGGUGGGAAUCGACGCGGCCAUCGCCAACGCCUUCCGCCGCAUCCUGCUCGCCGAGGUGCCAACGAUGGCUGUGGAAAAAGUGUUUGUGUACAACAACACGUCCAUCGUGCAGGAUGAGAUCCUGGCGCACCGCCUGGGCCUUAUUCCCAUCCGGGCCGACCCUCGACUCUUUGAGUACAGGAACCAAGGAGACGAAGAGGGGACGGAAAUUGAUACUCUGCAGUUCCAGCUGAAAAUAAAAUGCAGCCGGAAUCCUCAGGCAGCCAAGGAAUCAUCAGACCCAAAUGAACUGUAUUUCAAUCACAAAGUGUACAGUAAGCACAUGACAUGGGUGCCCUUGGGGAAUCAGACAGACCUCUUUCCAGAUGCUGACUUCCGACCUGUCCAUGAUGACAUCCUCAUAGCACUGCUGCGACCUGGCCAGGAAAUAGAUGUGCUCAUGCAUUGUGUCAAGGGCAUAGGUAAAGAUCAUGCCAAGUUUUCUCCUGUGGCCACAGCUAGUUAUCGACUGCUUCCUGACAUUACUCUCCUGCAGCCUAUUGAGGAUGAGGCAGCUGAGAUGUUACAGAAGUGCUUUUCCCCUGGAGUCAUCGAGAUCCAGAACAUCAAAGGAAAAAAGGUGGCAAGAGUAGCCAAUGCACGGUUGGACACAUUCAGCAGGGAAGUCUUCCGACAUGAGGGUCUGAAAAACCUUGUGCGCCUAGCAAGAGUGCGAAAUCAUUACAUCUUUUCAGUGGAGUCGACAGGUAUCUUGCCUCCAGAUGUGCUGGUGACUGAAGCCAUCAAGAUACUGAUGGGAAAGUGUCAGCGUUUCCUGAAUGAACUGGACACGGUGCCUAUGGAGUGAGCAGGCUGUAGCCAAGAAGCACAACCCUGUGCUGCUGUUUCGGGCUUCCUACUCUGGCCUGCAGGAGUGGUUCUUCUGCCCUAGGCAUAAGUUUUGAGAUGGAUUUGUUAAGAGCCCUGGGACCAUCUCUUUCAACUUGUUUUAUGUGUGAUGAGCCUCAGUGAGGAGAUGCACUGAAAUAAAAGCUUUCUUUUA